Messenger RNA from Owenia fusiformis, 496 nucleotides. The record is from the annotation of a GenBank genome assembly. Lineage: Eukaryota; Metazoa; Annelida; Polychaeta; Sabellida; Oweniidae.
AGCAGCAGGUUUACAGGUUUAUGCGAAUUUGAUUUAAAUUUUGAAUCAUGUUUUACAUUAUUCUGUGGAAAGAGACUAGAGAAUUAUCAAUCAUCAGUCAUAUAAGUUUAGUUAGAAUAUGCGACGAAAGCAUUAGGAGGGAAGGGCCCUUAAGCUUACAAGAAGGAACAAUACUCAAUCUGAAACAUGAUAAAAAACUGUUCCAAGCAGUCGUCAUCAAAAUCGUGAAAAAAAAGAAAGAUGCGGAAGACAUUUGCAAUGAGAAACUCAGAAAGAGUGCUCUAGCAACCUAUAUGACAGAUACAGACAGGCAAGACAGCACAGACACGGGUGCAGACACCACAGAUGAUGAUGAUGAUCGCCGUGAGACGCCCAAGAAAUCCACAGAUGAUGAUCAUCAUGAAGAUCCUGAGACACCCCAGCACUCCAAGGAGACCAAAAAAUCCAGCACUAAGGAUAGGGUAGCAGUGCUUGAAAAGCGUUACCAAUCACUUAA